GAGUUUGUGUGAUCAAAAUCAAACUCCAUGGGUCUGGUUAAGAGAAUCUGCCACCUUGUGCUAAGGUUCUUGGCCUUUGGAGCCACCCUUUCAUCGGUCAUUGUGAUGGCUACUACCCACGAGAGACUUGGCUUUAGCUUUUUCCCUUUCUAUUAUGAAGCCAAGUACACCAACACACCUGCCUUCAGGUACUUUGUGAUUGCAAACUCUGUAGUGACAGUGUACGGAUUCUUCGUCAUGUUUCUUCCCCCAAAGAGCUUGCUCUGGCGUUUCGUGGUUGCCUUGGAUUUGGUAUUCACGAUGUUGCUGAUAUCAAGCGAAUCAGCAGCAGUGUCAAUAGCGUAUGUGGGGAAGAAAGGGAAUGUGUAUGCAGGUUGGUUACCAAUAUGUGGUCAAGUCCGAGAUUACUGUAAUCAUGUCACCGGAGCUUUGAUUGCCGGUUUAGCGGCGGUCGUAAUAUACGUGAUUCUCCUUCUGUACUCCAUUCACACCGUGCUCGAUCCUCUCCUUUUGACCAAAACCGGAGGUUGCCCUCAUUAUUAGGUUUAGUAGAUGUUGGAUAUGUUUUAAGGUUAUUUGCUGUGUGCGCCUGUGUCCUCUCCUGGAAUCUCAUCUCUUCUUUGACUUUCAGCCCUCUUCUUGAGGGCGCCCCCCCCC
Neltuma alba is the source of this 657-nucleotide messenger RNA. RefSeq names its product CASP-like protein 1C2. The record is from RefSeq and is a predicted model, not a curated record. The transcript has 3 exons. The coding region runs from base 28 to 543 and encodes 171 amino acids. NCBI's taxonomy places the organism in Eukaryota, Viridiplantae, Streptophyta, Magnoliopsida, Fabales, Fabaceae.